This is a messenger RNA of Callithrix jacchus (white-tufted-ear marmoset), 610 nucleotides long. The record is from RefSeq and is a predicted model, not a curated record. Lineage: Eukaryota; Metazoa; Chordata; Mammalia; Primates; Cebidae.
UAUACCUGUGGGGUUAACAUAAUGCACAUACCUCAACACUGAACCCCUUCAUUUCAUUUCCAUAUAGUGCGAUCACUCACAAUGUUUGUGAGGGAAGAUUAAAAAUGCCCACGCAGCACUCAAUGAAACCUUCCCAGCUAGUCCCCCAGCACUUAUUAAUAUGGCAGCAGCUGUUGUGUCAUCCAUGAGCACCAGGGAUCAGUAUUCUACCAUCACUCACAACGUCCAUGGGGAGAAGAUUAAAAAUGCUGAAGCAGAACCCAAUAAUGUCUUCUCAACUAUUCCCCCAGCACUUAUUAAUAUGGGAGCAGCUGGUGUUUCAUCCAUGAGUACCAGGGAUCCGUAUGCUGCAGUCACGCACAGCGUCCGUGAAGAGAAGAGAAGUAACAGCCAACCAGUACCUGAUAACGUCUUGUCAACUGCUCCACUAGGGCUUGGUAAUACGGCAGCAGCUGGAAUUUCAUCCAGGAGGACCAGAGGUCUGUGUAUAUCUGCUUCUUAGUUGUACUGUCCUACUUGAUUUCCCUAAGGAGGCAUAGUUUGAUGAAUGCUACAAGUUACUUUUGUUGUAUAUAUUUUCGUAGCAUUAAUUUCAGGGGUAUCAGAUAGC